Seminavis robusta is the source of this 1863-nucleotide messenger RNA. NCBI's taxonomy places the organism in Eukaryota, Bacillariophyta, Bacillariophyceae, Naviculales, Naviculaceae. The record is from the annotation of a GenBank genome assembly.
AUGAUGAUCAAGGCAACGGCAGUGGCAGCUGUGAGUGUGUUGUUGGUCAGCGAUGUAAGGGCUCUUCAGCCCCACAAGCCCAAUGCUCCCACUAGCAGGAUCUCUUCCACCCGCCUGGACUACAUCAGUUUGGCAGCCGCUCCAGCCACUGAGAAAUCUACACAAGAACAGACAUUGCAAAGACAAGAGGAUCUCCAGAAACUAGAGCAGUUGCUGCAGUUGGAAAUAUCACAACAGACACAGACACAACAGGCACCACCUCUCCCUGAAAAGAAACAGAGAGCCAAAAAGAUGAAGAAACUCAAAAAGGUCAAGGAGACUACUUCAAGUUCUUCUUCAUCUAGUAGUUCUAGCAGUUUGUCUGACCGACUGCAGAAACACAAAAAGACCAUUCAAAAACAAAGACAACAAAAACAACAACCAAGUUCAACACAGCACAAUGACGUGGUUUCGCUAGACUCGGUCUACUGGAUCCGUCAAAGCAACAACAACAACCAGAACAAGAAAAAGAAGACAGCCUUGCUCACCAAGGAACAAGAGAUUGUCCUCACCCAACAAAUUCGAGCACUACGAAAAGCCGAAACGGUACGGGACGAGUAUCUGCUCGCCACUAAUCACAGUAGCGCUUCCGAAGCCGAUUGGGCGCAAGCCUGUGGACUCGAAUCGUCGUUGGAACUUCGCAAGGUCAUUCGAUUGGGACAAGAAGCCCGGUCGCAACUGGUGCAAUCCAAUAUGGGUUUGGUCGUUAGUAUUGCCAAGAAACAUCACGCCAGUCUCAAACACGCCAUGGAAGCCGGACAAGGGUCUGUCGGAACCAUAUUGACGCUGCAAGACUGUCUCCAAGAAGGACAGAUUGGACUCAUCAAGGCAGCCGAACGAUUCGAUCCUUCUCGCAAUGUACGAUUUGGGACUUAUGCGACCUGGUGGAUACGGCAACGGAUUCUUGGAGCGAUUCGAGAUACCAGUCGCAUCAUUCGAUUGCCGGCUCAUGUCCACACCAUGCUCAUGAAAAUGAAAAAGGCCAAGAAGCAAAUACGGCAAGAUAUUGGAAGAGAACCGUCCGUGCCCGAGCUAGCGCAUUACAUGGAAUUGCCCGUCGAAAAAGUACGACAAUACACUCACGCGUCGCAAAACGUACUCUCCCUCGAAAAACCACUUCGCACUACGGCUGGACGAUCUCAAAUGGAUACCGAUUCGCGAACACUGGCGGAUACCAUUGCUUCGGAUGCUCCCACGCCACUCGAAGAUGCUCAACGCGAAUCGUUGCGACGAGAUUUACAUCAAGUAUUGCUGGAGCAUUUGACGGCCACGGAACGAGCCGUGCUCAUGGCACGCUACGGAUUGACCGAUGGAACCGCCCAUUCGUUGGAAGAAACCGCGCGGAUUGUCGGUGUCAGUCGAGAACGCGUACGACUCGUCGAAUCCAAGGCAUUGAACAAGUUGCGCAGUCCGCAAAAGAAUUAUCGAUUGCAAACGUAUGUGGGUGGUGGUAGCAGUAGUGGCAGCAAACGCAUUCCCCCCAAAACAACAGCAACAGCAACAACCACCAAGCGGUAUCAGAUUCAAGAAAAUGACAAGGCGUCGGCAUGGACUGUCACAGACCACAACAGCAGAGACGUCGUGUCGCCAUUUGAUUAUGCCAUCAAGACUGCUUCUCCUUCUUCGACGACGACUUCUUCCAAGAAGCGAUCCAAGGUAAAGCUUUCAACAAGACCCACGCGUGGAAAACCACAGAUCAAGAAGAAUGCUUUGACGAUGGGACAGGACUAUGGUAGCAAAAUGAACCACAAAAGAAGUGGGGACGAGACGGCUGCUCUGCCAAAAGAAGAGGCAGCGACUCCUGAUCGGCUAUGGUUCUUUUAA